CACACACAAACACUACUUCAUUCACACUCCCAUUAUAUUUUGCAAUUAAAUAUUCUUAUCUUUUUUAUUAUUAUUUAUUUAAUUUUUUGUUGACAAUUUGACUUUCCAUAAAUCCACGCGCUUUCUUUCUGUUUUGUAUCUAUCAUCCAUUGUUACAAAUUGAAUCUUUCAAAAAGCAAGCACAACCCCACAACCUUAAACACACCAAAAAAAAAAAAAAAAACAAACUUCAUCGGCCAUUAUUCAAUCUCUCUCUCUCUGCGGCAUUUCGUCGAACACCAUGAUGGCUAAGAUGCAGUCGGAACAAAUCAAGCAGCUGAAGGACAUCUUCAAGCGGUUCGACAUGGACCACGACGGCAGCCUGACGCAGCUGGAGCUCGCCGCCCUCCUCCGCUCCCUCGGCCUCAAGCCCAACGGCGACCAAAUCCACGUCCUCUUGGCCAACAUGGACGCCAACGGCAACGGGUCAAUCGAGUUCGACGAACUUGUCGAGGCCAUUCUCCCCGACAUGAACGAGCAGGUGCUGAUCAACCAGGAUCAGAUGAUGGAGGUUUUCCGGUCGUUCGACCGCGACGGCAACGGCUACAUCACGGCGGCGGAGCUCGCCGGAUCCAUGGCGAAGAUGGGACACCCACUCACGUACAGAGAGCUGAGCGAGAUGAUGCGGGAGGCCGACACCAACGGCGACGGCGUCAUCAGCUUCAACGAAUUCGCCAACAUUUUGGGGAAAUCCGCCGUUGAUUACCUCGGAUUGUCCGUCUCCUAGGGCUUUUUUCUUCUGCCGGAAUCAAGGUUGUUUCUGAUUUUGAGUAUUAUAUGAUGAUGUUCUUCACGAUAAAAAUGGCAUCUUGAUUUUAUGAUGUUACUUUUCGAAACAACCCUAAAAAAAAAAAAAAAAGAAAAAAAAAAGGAAUUCAUUUUCUUGAUGAUGACAUCAAUGGCGGCUUGGUGGUCUAAAUUAAUUUUUAUUUUUUAUUUUUUUUAAUGAUGUAAAAGACUGAUGCUUUUUUCUUUUUUUUUUCUUUAAUUAGUUUCUUUAGUUUAGGCAUUUCUUUGUACAUGAACUAAUGGAAAUUGCCAGAAUUUAGCAGCAAGCUGUACCAUAUUAUUUAUAAUUGAUGUUAAUUUAAUUCCAUGUAUUGAUUGGCUGAUGAUUCUAACAACUCCCAUAUUAUCUUCUUAUUGUUUUAAUGCCAAUAUAUUGACUU
Molecule: messenger RNA, 1208 nt
Organism: Erythranthe guttata (spotted monkey flower)
Lineage: Eukaryota; Viridiplantae; Streptophyta; Magnoliopsida; Lamiales; Phrymaceae
Product: Calcium-binding EF-hand family protein
Cellular component (GO): myosin II complex
Molecular function (GO): calcium ion binding
Source: RefSeq, a predicted model, not a curated record